Molecule: messenger RNA, 411 nt
Organism: Kuraishia capsulata CBS 1993
Lineage: Eukaryota; Fungi; Ascomycota; Pichiomycetes; Pichiales; Pichiaceae
Exons: 2
Coding region: 1-411 (136 amino acids)
Biological process (GO): late endosome to vacuole transport via multivesicular body sorting pathway
Cellular component (GO): Vps55/Vps68 complex; endosome
Source: RefSeq, a predicted model, not a curated record
AUGCCUCAGAUUAAUCCUUUGACGAAGAUCAUUGGAUUGUCCAGUGUGCUGGCUGCCGGAUUCCUUUUAAUAGUGCUAGCGGGUGCUAUCUAUGGCAAUUGGUUCCCAGUGGUUGCGGUUAUAAUAUUUGGAUUUGCUCAUUUGCCCAUUCUGAUAACACAGCAUUUCGAAAACAACUAUGACGACUUCAUGAGCGAGGCUGCAGGAUAUGCCAUUGACCUAGGAAGGUUUCUGUCUUCAUUCCUGCUCACCACAGGUAUUGCUUUUCCAUUGAUUUUAAACCAUUGUCACAUUUUGACGAAAGUGGCAACCGUACUCACCAUUUCGGGUGGUCUGCUUGUGUAUGGUACUGUGGUGACGUUCGCGUCUUUCUUCGAUGCAGACUCGGAGGAGGCAACGUUUGAGAUAUAA